UGGUCCCCUCAGCAGGGGCCGCGGCCGUGACAGGAGCCGUGCGGGGCGGCGGGGCCGGGGCCGGGGCCCCUCAGCGCGGCGGGGGCGCCGCCAUGCCGCUGGGCCGGUGAGGAGAGCAGCGGGCGGCGAUGUUCGUGCAGGAGGAGAAGAUCUUCGCCGGCAAGGUGCUGCGGCUCCACGUCUGCAGCGCGGAGGGCGCGGAGUGGCUGGAGGAGGUCUCGGAGGACACCACGGUGGAGAAGCUCAAGGAGCGCUGCCUCAAGCACUGUGUACCUGGUAGCUUGGAGGAUCCAAAAAGCAUAACGCAUCAUAAACUGAUACAUGCUACUUCAGAGAAGGUGCUGACCGAUACAAAAACAGUCUUGGAGGAAAACAUUCAAGAUAAAGAUGUUUUGCUAUUAAUAAAGAAGCGUGCACCCCCUCCACUUCCCAAAAUGGCAGAUGUAUCAGCAGAGGAGAAAAGGAAACAGGAACAGAAAGCUCCAGAUAAGGACGCUAUUCUCAAAGCAACAGCAAAUCUGCCUUCUCGCAGUGUGGAUCGCACGGUGGCCCACCACAACAUGAGGGAUUUCCAGACAGAGCUCCGGAAGAUCUUGGUUUCACUGAUAGAAGUUGCACAAAAAUUGCUAGCACUGAACCCAGAUGCAGUUGAGCUAUUUAAGAAGGCAAAUGCCAUGUUGGAUGAGGAUGAGGAAGACAGAGUGGAUGAAAUAGCCCUGCGACAGCUCACAGAAAUGGGGUUUCCCGAGACUCGAGCCGUCAAAGCCCUUCGUCUAAAUCAUAUGUCAGUAACACAGGCCAUGGAGUGGCUGAUCGAACACGCAGAGGACCCCAUGGUUGAUGCACCACUUCCCGGUCAGACCUCCUCAGAAGCUGCAGCUGAAGCAGGCGCUUCCUCUGCCGAAGCAAGUGCUGCUGGGCCUAGUUCAGAAACUGGUGGUGAAGAGGCCAAGGAUGAGCUGACAGAAAUAUUCAAGAAGAUCCGCAGGAAAAGAGAAUUUCGUCCUGACCCACGAGCCGUCAUUGCCCUGAUGGAGAUGGGAUUUGAUGAAAAAGAGGUGAUAGACGCACUCAGAGUAAACAACAACCAGCAAAAUGCAGCUUGUGAAUGGCUGCUGGGAGACAGAAAGCCCUCUCCAGAGGAUUUAGAUAAGGGAAUCGACACCAACAGCCCUCUCUUCCAAGCCAUCCUAGAAAACCCAGUGGUACAGUUAGGACUAACAAACCCUAAAACGCUAUUAGCCUUUGAAGACAUGCUUGAAAACCCCUUAAACAGUACUCAGUGGAUGAAUGAUCCAGAAACUGGGCCUGUCAUGCUACAGAUCUCUCGAAUCUUCCAGACGCUGAACCGCACGUAGAGGGGGAAUGCCGAUCUACUGUGCCACUUCUACUGUCCCUCGCUUUGCGUGUCCUGGACAAGAGGGAACAUAGAUUGUUUGGGGGGUGGGGGUGGAGAGGGUGGGGAGAAGGAAGCGGGGUAGCUUAUCUGGACAGACAUUUCUCCAGUGAGCACAUGUGUAGUUAUGGCCAAGCUGAAGUUAAUUGCCUUGUGGGCUUAGUGUUAGGAGAAAAGGUUUGAAGACUUGUUUGAGAUUUUUUUUUUCUUUUUUUUUGCUUUCAGGUGUUAGGUUGAAAAUAAAAUAUCUAUCCAAAUAUAGAAAAAGGCUUUGAAAACAAUGAAGCAUAUGAUUAUUGGAGAAAGUGAUAUGAUGACAAUGCUCAUGUUUCAAUCUUCCUUGUAAAAGGCCUGUGACAGUAGUUUUACUAGCCGGCAGUUGUAGCAUCUGGCUAGUGUUUACAAAAGGUCACUGACCACUAGCAUAGGGUAGGAAUCAUCUUGAUACAGUGUUAAUUUAUAUCAAUAUCAAAAUGCAAAGUGCUUUUUAAAUCAACACUUAGGAAAUUUAUUUUUUACAGAAGUCCAAAUAUUGAGAGAGCACAUUUCUAUCCAAGCUUGUUAGUCCUGCAUUCUGAUUUAAACAGAAUAAGUCAAAGAUGGCAUUUCUUUAAUAAGUAGCGUUCCUUUUUCCCUAUUUAUUAUUUCUGCCUUAGUGGUGUUCCAGUCCUACAGGGCUUGUGCAUUGGCAGGAGACUUACUCAAGUCGAUUAAAGAUGCAGUAUCUCUCUUCUUUCACAAAACAUAACUUGCUACACCAGCGCUUGGAUUCUCUUGAAGCAUCAGUUCAUAGGUUAGUCCUGGUUUAACGUAUCCUGGGUUGAGGAUGCAUCCUCAUGUCAUUUAUUUUCCUUGUCUGAGACUGUCUCAGGAAAGGAAGCAUUCUGUGCUGCUGAUGUCUCGUUUAUCAGACUCUGCUUGCAAAAAGAAACUGGCUUGCUUGGGUUUUCACUGUAAGGUGGCCUCAAGUGAAAACUGAAGUUCUUAGGUUUGUGUUCCCUUGGCUUGUUUAUGUUGCAUCAAGCACUUUUGAAAUGUUUAGGCCUUUCCAAAUAAGGUGUUGUCCCCCCCACCCCCCGGUUUGUUUUUUUUCUUGUACACCUCGGAAAUUUAAAAAAUGUCAAGCUCUGUCUUCCCUGGUUUUGUUGGAAGGCAUACUAGAAAUCUCAGCCUGGAUAGAUGAGCUUUGUUAAGCUUCCAGUUUUUUAAAGCAUGGGAGACCAAAUCUUGCAUGCUCAUUUCUUCCUCUGACAGUUUAUGAUGCAUUUGAAUUGUGUUUCAAAAAAGGCCAAAUAUUCUGAUGAAGAAAGGCAUCACGUUUCAGGCAAAUGAAACUUGAUUCUGUUAUAAACCCUGCAGUUCUCCCCAAGAAAUGUUUCAUCUGGUCUUUCCGGCAAGACAGGGCCCUGCCUGGUUUCAGUUAAGUGUGUGAAGAAAACAAAUCUUUCACACCUUCUUUAAGCAGUGUAGUAGUGUGUGCCUCGGGGAGAUUUCUCAAAUAACUUUGCAGGUCACCUUUUAAAGCGAUCGCUUACUGAAGGCAGCUAGCUUCAGUCCAAAAACACACAACAAGUUUUGGCCUGAUCUUGGCAUCCAUGCUGGAAUAGUAUGCAGCUGAGGUACUGAUGUUGCCAGUUUCCCAUAAUUAGGGUGAUGGGUGGGGAAGUUAAGAUAGCUUAGAUUUUAUCUUGACUUACUGUCCCAGUUUUUGUUAUGUCCUAUUAAGUUGGCUAUACUUUAGAAAGCUGGUGAAGACUGCUAGUUUUAAAAAUGAAAACUGAGACCUUUAUAGAAAUGUUGCCUGGCUUUUGAUUUCCAAGUUUUUAAAAGCAACUUUUUUUUCAGGACCUUUUUGCCCAGCAUGUCCUCAUCUUCCCCUCAGUCUAAUUGAUACUUUGGUUUGGGGUUCUACAAAGAAGGCUGGUCCUGCCACGUGGCUUCUCAGAUUAGUCCCACUAGUUUUGAUGCCACCACCUGUAAGUUAUAGGUCAUAACAUACAACACAUCCAAACAAGGGGCUUUGAAGGAUAUCAAUUGUUUCUCCCAUCAGGACUUCCUUUCUUACCCCUGCGGUUAUCCAUUUGGACUCACUCAUACCCAGGAAUGUUACUGUUUGAAGUUCUACACCCUUGAGUAUCUGAUGGCUAUGGUUUUCCCUCCCCAGCACUUUUGUAAAUAAUCCUUAUAAACUGGAUGAAUCCACUGUCUUGUGACCUUUACUGGCUUCUCAGUUGACCAUGACUUGUCCUUGCCUACAGCUCUAAAUUUAAUUGGACAAGCAUUGAGACAGCAGCAUAACCUGGAAAACAUUAAGGUCCAAUCAGGUUCCUAUUAAAAGUCAGCAUCCAAGUUCCUGUUGAUUGCAAGGGCAUAUGUUCAGACUCUUAAGAAUGACAUGAAGUUCCACAUACAGUUACCAGCUGCACAGUCUCCGUGCCAUAUAUAUUUUAACUCUUCAUCUGGUGAGCAGAAUAUUUUACUCUUUGGAGUCCUUGAAAACCUCUGCAUUUUCCCCACAGCAGGGAAUUGGUUAGGUCGCAUGGUUUUGUCAGUGCCUAAUACUGAACAGUAUGCAUCUUCUGCAUUGGAUUGAUCUGGGUGACAGAAGUCAAUCAAAACCACAUCCUCUUUGUGUAUAACAAAUUCAAUACAACAGACUCUUUAAAAACAACUUUUUCUCCAACUGCAAUUAGGAGAAUACACUAAUAUAAUAGAUGAAAAUAAAAAUGCCCUGCUUUUAAUAUUGAAUAACUUUGCAGUUAUAGUUAGAAACCUCAUGAUGAAAGGGAUCCUGCAUCUUUAAAAUGCCUAAAAGCUUUAAGUAUAUAUGAUCAGUUUUAGAACUGGUUUUUUUUUUGAGCUGUACAGGUGAAGUAUAGGAGGUAAAAGACUGGUUAUUAUAAAAUAUUCUCUCCUUGCAAUGUCAAACAGCCUUGUUUUUGGGUUUUUUUGGUAUUGUUUUUGAAAAAGAUGCUGCUUUUAAGAACUUAUGUUUCCAAUGGCCAGUAGUUGGAACUAGCAUGACAUAACAAAGAUGUAAUGUUUUCCAUCAAGGCUUAGGAGCGAAUAACAUCCUUGAUGUAGAAUGCCACUUGAGGAAUCAAUCAUUUCAGCUCAUUAAUUUCACGUAUUACUCAUUCGUGCUGUAUGCUGCCAAUAACCAUGAAGUUGAAAGUCCAAAGGCACGUGCUGUGAGUCAUGUGGAUUUCUACUCCAGCAAGGUUAAUGUAACAUACAGUGGCUGGGGAGAGAUCCUCCUGUGCUUCAUAAGACUGAAAGCCUAAAGGUCCCUGCAUUGACUGUUAAGCUGGGAUUCAGCAUUAGCAGGGCCUGUUCUCCAAGUAAUGUGUAGUGAGUGCACUGUCUAGGAACAAUAGCCCUGUUCCAUGGGUAAAGAUUAAAGGGCUAUGAGCUUUGUCCUGCAAAACAGUGGGCGGUCCUUAAUGGUGCAAGUUAGAUGCAUUGUAAAAAUGCAGUGGGAUUACUUGUGUAAGGAAAUGCUGCUCACAGAAGUAAGGAUUUGUGCAUCUCCUGAGGCCCCUGGCAGAUGUUACACUUAAGAUGCAAUGAGUCUGUUAAUCACAUAGCAGAUAGUAAUCCAGCCACACAUUCAAGCAGUUAAUGGCACCACAAAAAGGGAAACCAGCCACAAAAAUAUUACACAAAACUCUUAAUGUUUUUGUGGCUGAUUUUCCAUCGUACCCUAAACUGAGCUUGUGGCUGGGUUAGCACUGCACCAGGGCCUUCAGCCAGCCCAGCGUGGUCCCUGCCCACUGAUGAUCACAGAUCACUGAUUGUUAGUUGGAUCCAGGACCACACCAGGGCUUCAGGUGGCCCCAGAGUUGGUUCAAGGCAUGGUGUGGUCCUGUCUCCAGUUGACAAUCAGCUGAUGGUCAGCCAGCUCCAGGGUCUGCACUAGGACCAGUUGGACCCCUGGUGCAGCUCUGGAGCCAGCUGACAAUCAGCUAAUUGUUGGGCACCCAGUUUUCAAUUUGCUGGUGCAGGAGGAGCCCAGGAUCUGAUCCGUGCCAUGUGUGCGUGACAUGGCAGGAAGCACAGUUGUUGAGAUUGGGGAUCAGAUCCCAUUGUGCUUUUAAACACAUCUGUCAGCAGCCUAAGUCUAAACUAAAGCUAACAGAGGGCUAUGGCAGUGAAUCCAGCACCACCACUGAAAGUGUCUCAUUGCCUCAUCAGAACUAGGUCAAGGGAAGAACUGGAAGAUGGAUGAAAUCAAGGCAAAGUGAGGAAGUGGGGCAGGUAGGUGGGUUACCUGUUGCCGUAUUGGCUCCUUGUUGGUCUUACACUAGGUCUAUCCCUGCUCCAUCAGUGGAUACAGACAAUCUCUUAACCUUUUGAUAUAAUGUGACUCUCAGAAGCUAGCUAGCUAUUUAUUUAAAUAUAUAUAAUUUAUAAUUUUGUCAUCACAAAGCUUUGAUAUUUUUAAUAGAAAUAUAUUAUAUGAAAGUUUGUUCUCAGGGCUUCAUAUUUAUACUGUCUUUAUAGGGGGGUACAUUUAAGGGUGUAUUUAAAAAAAAAAAUUUAAAAAGCUAGUAGUUACUUUGCAAUUUCAAUGUUGGUUGGUCUUGACCUGUAAAACCAAACUAGCUCAAUACCCCUAGUGAGGCUGCAGUCAUACGCAGGGCCAAGAAUCUGCUUUUUCUCUUUCCCCAGAGUGUGGGUUUCCUUUGAGAUUUGAUGCCUUGCGAGGUAGAAAUGACCAUGCCAGAAUACACAGCAGCUUUGCACCUCGUUGCUCUUUACACAGUUCCAAGGAUGUUUCUGCCUUGUGCACAGAAGGAAAUAGAAAACCAGUUCCCGCUGCUCUUAGCAGAGUAGCCUUUAGCCCUGCACUCCGCGCAAAGGGCGAGGUGAGCUGCCGCACAAGCUUUAAAACCUGCCAGCCGAUUGCUCCACAGUUAGCCAUUUGCAGCCUGUCUGUCACAGUGUGACCCAGACCCUCCCAACCCUAGUUCUCAUGGAGUUCUGAGAACAGCUCUUGGUAUCUGAGAAAUGCUUGAGGAGCCUAAUCCUUUCCAGUUGGAGCAGUCACAACCUUCCUGGCCCUAUUUUGAGAAGCUUUAGCUUUGUGCAUUUCAAACUGUUCGAUUUAGCGUGGCAUUAAAUGAUGAAUGCGUCGUAGAGCUGCAUUGGCAGACCUCGCCUAGGAAGCAGGCAGUGAAAUUGUUCCCUUUAACCUGAGUUUCAAAUGGUGGUUUUCCAAAAGUAGUAGGCACGGGAUGGCACGUGUGUUGUCUGAAGGAAACGCCUGGCGUUUCUUCUUUUAUUAAGUGACAUUUUUAUCACUUGGCACGUAUUGCGUAUUUCUAGGACUUUAUAAAGAGCUGGUAAAAUAACAGGUGGAUAUUAUAUCCACCACUGGGUUUAAUAUUACAGUGACACUAAGAUCUUUUACAGAGGGAUAAAAACGCGUGCUUCAGGGCGUAAGCCAAUCAUUAAGUGCAUCUUCACCUUCAGGCUAAUUAUUUCUCUAAAGCAUUUGGUGCUGGUCAUUGCCAGAAAUGGGAGAGCUAACUGGCUUGGCCACUGGUCUACACUGGUACAGUGAUUCCUGUGUUACUACAGAAGCAAAGCAAGCAGCGUGUGUUAACGUUUACAUGUAAAAAAAAAAUUGCCAUGUUCACUUGCAACACUGAGUCAUAACCAACAUGUGAUGUACCUCUUGUCCUAGGCUUGAAGAACUUAAAUGCAGGGCCUGUCUGAAGCAUAUGGACUUUAAUAAAUGUGAAUGCAUUACAUUCUGACCGAAUUUGGUUAUAGUUUUUAUAUCAUGUUGUAGAGGGGGGAAAUUGUGCUAACACUUUAAACUAAACCCUACCAAAUGAAACGCGUGUUGUUGCCUGUUGCAGCAGGUAACAAACACCUGUAGAUUUUUUUUUAAUUUGCAAGAGCUGUUUUUUACUAUGGGUUUAACAAACUGUACAAGAAUGUGAUUUGCUAUACAGCACUGACCACAAGGUAGCACUAGUGAAGUUAUACUGCAAGGUACCGACUUAAAAACGUUCUUCAUUUCAUCUGUGUAUAAAAUAAAUUAGGUCCAGUAGAUGGUCAUUUUUAUAUGGAACUGACACUGAUGUGUGGCAUGCACAGUUGUUUUUAAGAUGUUACGUUACUUUUUCUGAAGCUUAACUUGGGUGGAUUUUGACAAACCUGGAGAAUUCAGGGUUCAUUCUAAAGGAUGCUAACAUGGGUCAGUGACCUCUUGCAUAUCUGCCGAAAGACCAAGUAGUGGCUAAUGCUAAUACUAAACAUUUUUCAUCCAGUUUCAGUUGAAUACCACGGCCCUACCAAAAGAUCAGCCCAGCCUUGUUACUGGUUUGCAAGCAUUUUGUUUGCUUUAAUCUUUUUUUUUUAAUUGGCUGAACUGUCUUCUCAGAAGGUAUCAAGAACGUUGGUUUAACGGACAAGUCUGGCUUUGCUAACCACUGUAUUAAUAUAGGCAAUCGUUAGGUUGAACCCAUGUGCGGGACUAGAAUGAACGCUGAGUCUUUGAACCUGCACACACAUGCACACUGAAGACACUGAACCUGAAUUGAUAAUGUGUGUUGUAAAUUUAUAACAUAUCUUAAAAUAAAGGUUUUUUUUGAUUUUA
This is a messenger RNA of Alligator mississippiensis (American alligator), 8006 nucleotides long. It is a transcript of the gene UBAC1, whose product is annotated as UBA domain containing 1. Bases 129 to 1358 code for a protein of 409 amino acids. The record is from RefSeq and is a predicted model, not a curated record. The transcript is spliced from 10 exons. NCBI's taxonomy places the organism in Eukaryota, Metazoa, Chordata, Crocodylia, Alligatoridae. Gene Ontology annotation, molecular function: protein binding.